This is a messenger RNA of Penicillium daleae, 1107 nucleotides long. RefSeq names its product Gfo/Idh/MocA family protein. Lineage: Eukaryota; Fungi; Ascomycota; Eurotiomycetes; Eurotiales; Aspergillaceae. Gene Ontology annotation, molecular function: nucleotide binding. The transcript has 2 exons. Bases 1 to 1107 code for a protein of 368 amino acids. The record is from RefSeq and is a predicted model, not a curated record.
AUGGCAAUGGGCGAAUUACCGACGAUCCGCUGGGGCAUUAUUGCAACCGGCCUGAUAUCCUCAUGGUUUGUCGAGGACCUUGUUCUAGAAUGGCAAGGGUUGAAAGUGAAACAUAUCAUUCAAGCCAUUGGAUCCUCCAGUCUCCAGAAAGGCCAAGACUUUGCCGCAAAGUACUGUCCGAAGCAAACCCCUCAGAUAUACGAUAUUUACGGAAAGGUCUACCUCGACAACGAAGUGGACAUUGUUUAUAUUGGCACACCGCACGGAUAUCACUAUCGCGACUGCAUGGAAGCUAUCGCGGCCGGCAAGAACAUCCUAUGCGAGAAGUCAUUCACCCUAAACGCACGACAAGCACGAGAGAUCUUUGACGCUGCGCGGGCAAAAAACGUCUAUGUUGCGGAAGCAAUGUGGCUGCGUCAUCGACCCCUUUACCUUGAGCUGAAGCGGCUUCUGCACGAGGAGAAGGUGAUUGGCGAUGUGUUCCGGGCAAACUGUGAUUUCGCAUCAGACAUUGGUCUUGAGAAUCUGCCCGCUACAUCUCGCUAUCGUGAUCUAAGCCUGGGUGCUGGGUCAUUUCUUGAUAUUGGCGUCUAUUCUCUGACUUGGAUCAUGCUUGCGCUGAACGAUCGCCCGGCCGGUCAAGGGCAGAAGCCGCACAUCAUGGCUGCGCAAACCCAUGAGGAUGGUAUUGAGGUGACUACGAGUGCUAUCCUGCAAUAUCCUUCGACAAGCAGACAGGGCAUCGUGACCACUACCAACAAGUCAUCUGGCGCACCCGGUGAGGUUUUUGCAGCGAUCCACGGCACUGAGGGAUUUGUCGAGGUUGAAGGAAAAGCACCCUCGAUACCUGAGUCCUUUACGGUGUAUCCUAAGCAGAAGGGGGGAAGUGCAGAUAGAUGUUUCUUCAAGAGAGAAAUGUGGCAAGGUCAGAGACAUGAAUAUGCCCCUCUUGGACGUGGAUUUGUAUAUGAGGCACAGAACACGGCUUUGGAUGUUCUUGCCGGUCGGAAGGAGAGCAGUAUCAUGCCGUGGGCCGAGACACUCUACAUUAUGGAGAUCAUGGAUGAGAUUCGACGCCAAGGAAAGACGAUCUACCCGGGGGAGUAA